Sesamum indicum (sesame) is the source of this 882-nucleotide messenger RNA. It is a transcript of the gene CXIP1, whose product is annotated as CAX interacting protein 1. NCBI's taxonomy places the organism in Eukaryota, Viridiplantae, Streptophyta, Magnoliopsida, Lamiales, Pedaliaceae. The record is from RefSeq and is a predicted model, not a curated record.
AAAUAAAAAUAAAAAGAAAGAAAAAACUAUAAGGCGUUCUUCUAAUAAUUUCUCUCCUCACUUUGGGCAUACACACUAAGGUGAGGUAGGUCGGAAGUUGUAAUUCUGUUUCUUGAUCUCGGAACGAUCUUGAUAUCGAGUUUUGAGUGAGAUGGCCUUGCGUCUGCAAAUUGUGGCGUUGAAUAACUGCUCGCCGGUGGCGACUCCUAUAUUAGCUCCGUUUAGCCGCCUCCGCCCCCACCAGAACCAUCGCCUUCCUAAUUGUACUACUACCACAGGGAUGAAGGCUAAUUCAUCGAGACUUGAUUCUACUGGUAGAAAGACGAGCUCCUUUCGAUGUUAUUCAGCUCUAACGCCUGAGUUGAAGACUACCUUGGAUAAAGUUGUUACCUCACACAAGGUAGUUGUCUUCAUCAAAGGAACUAAGGAAUUCCCCCAGUGUGGAUUUUCAAAUACUGUUGUGCAGAUACUGAAAUCCUUGAAUGUGCCUUUUGAAACCAUAAAUAUCCUGGAAAAUGAAAUGUUACGUCAGGGAUUGAAGGAGUAUUCCAGCUGGCCAACUUUUCCGCAAUUGUACAUUGACGGCGACUUCUUUGGUGGCUGUGACAUUACUGUAGAGGCAUACAAGAGUGGGGAGUUGCAAGAGGUAUUGGAGAAAGCGAUUUGUUCCUAGCGCUUUAAGGCUUGGGUUACUUGGUUGGAGCUAAUUGUUUCUAAACCAAGCCACACCCGGAAUUGUUCUUUUCUUUUUAUAUGUUGUUGCUCCUUUAUAUAACAAUUAUUUGUAUCCGACCUUUCAAAAGCUAGCCACAGGUUCCUUUAUUUUAUCAAACACUUUGCUCUCUGAUUUUACAGUUGGAAUUACAUUUAGCUAUUAACUCA